GGGCUAUGCUUUUUUUAGAUUAAUAAUCAACUUUAGAAACGUAAUAAACAAUCACUUUCAUAAAUAUUGUGUAUAUUGCUUAAUGAAAUGAAAAGAACAAGUCAGAAAUGGGUGAAUGCCUAGCUGUUUAUUUUAACCGAGAUAGACAGCAUCAGGGCAUCUAAACAAGCGGUACAACUAAAAGAUAGGGUACAAUUACACCAACACAAUUUCUAUACCCUAAAUGACCUUACCUUCAUUGGUGUUUAUAAGAUUUUAGAUGUCAAAACAAUGGUCGAUAACCAGAUUUGGGCAUAGUAUGAUGUGCUUCUUCUUCCAUCCGCAACAACACUGUCCCCUUGGUAUAUCUAGCAACUUCCACAGCCAAAGGCCUGCUGGUCAGCGUCCAACCUCCAUUCGGAAAAAAUAUUGCAGCAGAAGUAGCAGCCAGAUCAUAGUAAAAAACAAAUAAUUGUAAAGGAGAAAAAGAAAACCGGAGAAGAUGAAGAGUAAACAUUCUAUCUUCUUCGCACUCUCCCACAGAAAUAACUCAAAUAAGGGAAGGAAGAGGGGUAAAGAAAGAGAGGGGGCAAAUGAGAACAGAGAGAAAAGAAAAGAACCUAUCCUUAAAACUACUCUUCGAGUUUCUUUUUCACCUCACAAUGAACCUCUAUUAGCGGAUGGAUUGAUUUCUCCUCAAACUGAAGUUUCAGAAGCUUCGGGUGGGAACGAUCUUGAAGUUGCGCCUAUUCAAAAGAUACUUUAUGACUGUGAGCUACUUGACCGCGUUGCUGACACUGAAUGGGACUCAACUAGUUCCAGAUUGAUAUUUCGACGAAGUGCUGGUCUAAAAAAUUGACUGAAACAUAGACGCGCUUUCAUCUUUACAGAAUUAACAUAUGGAUUUUUUGGGGAUUUCAUCUCUUUUGGGCAACUCAAUACAAUUCAAUGGGGAGCUAUUUGUUUUACUUUAGGGAUUUGAUUGGUGGUGAAUUUGCAGGGCCUUUUUGGAUUGUUCAUUCUCUAGCGAUUUAGUUUCACUAGCUUUCUUUCAUAAAAAAAAAAGAGAACCUAUCAAAGAAAAGAUAAUGGAAAUGAGAAGAUUUGAUCGGCAAUUGGUAGAGAAAAAAAAUACUACUUCCUUACUAAAUUUGUCACUUUAUGCGUUAGAGGCUUUUUUUUUAAUAAUUUGAUAUUUGGCAUAAUUUAUUUAGACUAGCAAGGGGUGCAUUGUGGAUGCUCUUCAAACGUUUAAAACAAUGCACAUUAUGAUUCAUUGAGAUAUAAGUACGCGUAAACGGAUAGGGGGAUACCAUGAAAUCUAUAAAGUAGGAUACAUAUAUGGGGGUAUAUUUAUAAAUAUUAAAAGGUAUGAGGGGAUAUGUUUAUUCAUAAUCUCUAUGUAGGACGUUUGCACUUUGCACCGCCUGCACGGAUACAAGUACGCGGAAACAGAUAGGGGGAUACCAUGAAAUCUUAAAGUAGGAUACAUAUAUGGGGUAUAUUUAUAAAUAUUUUUCAAAAAUUAUUUGACUACCUUUCCGAUUGAAUUUUUAGUCGAAUUGUUUUGUGGAUAAACUAGACUUGAUGGAUAACAUGCCAAAAAACUUUCAUUAAAAAAUUCCAUCGAGAAAGGGCCCAAACACCGCCAUCCGGAUGACGGUUCAUGUUUUUCAUUAAGUGUAGACUAUAUCCACAAAAUUUCAGCUUAAAAUUCAACCUGAAAAUCAGUUAAAUAAAUUAUUGAAAAAAA
Cuscuta epithymum is the source of this 1732-nucleotide messenger RNA. NCBI's taxonomy places the organism in Eukaryota, Viridiplantae, Streptophyta, Magnoliopsida, Solanales, Convolvulaceae. The record is from the annotation of a GenBank genome assembly.